Molecule: messenger RNA, 1116 nt
Organism: Macrosiphum euphorbiae (potato aphid)
Lineage: Eukaryota; Metazoa; Arthropoda; Insecta; Hemiptera; Aphididae
Source: the annotation of a GenBank genome assembly
AUGGCACAUUCAGGGAUGUGUGAGUUUUAUUUGAGAGGCGAAUGCCGGUACGGCGUUAAGUGUUGGAAUAGGCAUGGUUUCGAGGAAGAGUUUAGGGGACAACCGUAUUUGAAUGCUGAUACGUACCGCAGGAGUCUGCAAUCUUCAAUUAAAGACAUUCGAAGAAUAGAAAGGGCAAAGGCAAAGGCUGCUCAAAGAAAUGCCUAUAACAUGAAUGCCGUAAAUGAGCAACUACCAGAACAAAAUUAUAGGGAAAGGCCAGAUCAACAUACUAUUACCGCUCCUACCUCAAGUGCACCUACCUCAAGAGCACAACUAGAUUAUCAUUAUGAAAGCCCAGCUCAAAAUACUAGUACCAUUAGUACUAACGCCUUAAUUGCACAAAUACAAGUACAAGAUCUUUGUGCAAGGCCGUAUCAAAGUUCUAGUACCAGUACCAAUAGUACUAAUGCCUCAACCGCUCAAGUACAAGCACAAGACCUUCAAUUGCAGCUUGAAGCACCCAUGAGACCGAUAUUAAAAAAACCUGUCAAUUCUAAAAUAGCAACGGAAAUGAUUGCGAACGAACUUUCUGCUGCGAGUAAUUUUAAUGCACUUCAUCAAAAAAAUAUGAAAGAAAGUACUGAAAAUCAUGGUUCUCUGUGGGAUGAUAUUUUAUUGUCUGCUAUUGACAGUAAUUUACUGUGCAAUAUAUGUUUGGAAAUCUUUAUUAAGCCAACUGUGCUUAACUGUUCACACACAUUUUGUGAAUCGUGCAUUGAUGUUUGGACAGACCGUGUAGUAGCAUGUCCAAUUUGUCGUGUGGAAGUUAAAUCAAAAUCAUAUUGUUUGACUUUAGAAGGUUUCAUUGAGAAGAUUGUGGAACAUUUGCCGAAGGAAAUUAAAGAUAAGCGUGAAGCAGCAAUAAAAGACCGCAUUAUUACUAAAAGGAAUAAAAGUUAUACCAACAAUUGUCCACCAAAUCGAAAUGAAUGGGAAGUUGUCAGAAUGAAUUUACAUCAAAGAUUAUUAAACGCUGGAUUUGAAAACGACCCUGUCGUAGAUUAUAUUACUCGCCAAGAAGAAAUCGAAAAUAGAAACAUAACUCGUCCAUAUAACUCUUCUACUCGUCACUAA